AUGGCGCAUUUUGGAACACGUCAAAUACCUCAUGACUCUGAUAAAGAAAACGCGAUGGAUAUAAAUCUAGAUAAACAAGUAGAAGAUAAUGAACCUACCAGCUCAUCAAAAUACGAUAAAAUUCUUAAUAAUGAGACUUAUGAUCCUGACCAAGAUAAAGACGAAAAACGCUGGUUGCGCAGGGAAUAUCGGAAUCUCAUAUCUGAGACAGAAGAAAAACGCCAGGACUACUUAAGAUCAGAUUCCGAUGGCCUCGCACAUAAUAUAGCAAAGGCAAAUGAAUUGGUUCAAAAAGUUAAAAAUACACAUGAAGCCACUCUUGAUUCGCGCCUUCUCGUUUUAACUAGCGAUUUGGGAGUUCAGAAGGCACGUCGUAUGAAAUUGGAUAACAAUGCAUUUGAUGUAGAUGCCUAUAUAUCCAAGUUGAUUACAUUUAUGGGAGGAAGACAGGUUGAUGAUGAUAACGAUGAACCUGAUUUAAAUUGGAGUGCAGUUGGUGAACUUGCCUCUCAUCAUACUUUGCGUGUUCCAACAAUGGAAUUUAUUCUUGGCCCAUUGUCUGUUGAACAAAAAGAACGCGUGAGAGGAGUACGUCAAACUUUGUCAAAAAAUAAAAACGAUUUGGUAAUGCCAAAACAACUGGAAGAAAAGGAUAUUGAAAGGCAGGAGAACGAAACAACAAAGAACGUUCGGAAUAUUUGGAAUAUAUUGGCGGAAAAAUCGCCUAUUAAUUUUUUCGAAUUUAUCGUUAAUCCUGAAUCCUUUGGACAAACGGUGGAAAACUUGUUUUACUUAUCGUUUUUAGUACGUGAUGCUAAAGUAAACAUUGAUGAUGAUGGUGCAUGUUGUGAGCCACCAACUGGCGAUGAUUAUGCCGAGGGCUUGAUCAAAAAACAACUUGUCAUGGGAAUAGAUAUGAAUACUUGGAAGGAACUUAUCGAAGUAUAUAACAUCAGAGUAUCUGCUAUUCCAACACGACAGUCAUGUACGCCAAUUUCCGGAAAAUGGUACGG
Messenger RNA from Racocetra persica, 1013 nucleotides. The record is from the annotation of a GenBank genome assembly. Lineage: Eukaryota; Fungi; Glomeromycota; Glomeromycetes; Diversisporales; Gigasporaceae.